AUGUCAGUGCCAAAAGCGGUAACCCCCAGCUACACUCGGGCUUACCAUUCGGCGCUGCAUAGGGAGUCCCUGCAGAGCUUACCUUGUCCUUCGCUCCCGCGAUGUGUCCCCUGCAGCGUCCCAGGCCAUCUCUUCCGGCCGAUGCCGGCCUCCGGCCUCUGUGUUCCGGUCCCUGUGACGUCGGGACGUACGGGUGCUGCCGCCGCCGGCGGGAAAUUUGAAAAUUUUAAAAAAUUUCAUAUUGUCUGUCCCUAGUGCUUUGUCCUGUGCCCUGCCUGCAUUUUGUCUGUUCUUUCUG
Molecule: messenger RNA, 298 nt
Organism: Staurois parvus
Lineage: Eukaryota; Metazoa; Chordata; Amphibia; Anura; Ranidae
Source: the annotation of a GenBank genome assembly